This is a messenger RNA of Oryzias latipes (Japanese medaka), 7321 nucleotides long. RefSeq names its product ST6 (alpha-N-acetyl-neuraminyl-2,3-beta-galactosyl-1,3)-N-acetylgalactosaminide alpha-2,6-sialyltransferase 5a (gene st6galnac5a). The record is from RefSeq and is a predicted model, not a curated record. Gene Ontology annotation, biological process: oligosaccharide metabolic process; ganglioside biosynthetic process. NCBI's taxonomy places the organism in Eukaryota, Metazoa, Chordata, Actinopteri, Beloniformes, Adrianichthyidae. Gene Ontology annotation, molecular function: alpha-N-acetylgalactosaminide alpha-2,6-sialyltransferase activity.
CUGACGCCUGGCCUGUUCCGUGGUGAAGUGUCGCCUCGUCACCCGGCUGCGUUCGGAUCAGAUUAAGGAUGUGCCGGGCGGUCAUGAUCCAGCUGUGCGCACCGUUUGGCACCACGGCUCCAGCGUGGCGCUUCCUCCUCGCGCGCUGUCAGGAUCCUCGCGGUUCAGUGCAGACACUCCAGUUUUGAAGAGCGCACGGACUCAUGUGUGAGGCAGCUGAUGGGAAAACAGACGGAACAGUUCCAUGCAUGAAACGCGUCAUGGGAUCGCCGUGCUCCUCGUGCUUCUUCUGUGCGCCAGCUUGUUCCUGGUGUACAACGGCAGCUUCUACAGCGCUUCCAGGGAGGCCAAUGAGACCCGCAGCAGACCGAACGAGCAGCUGCGGCGUCCCACCGAAGCCACCACCACUGUGGCCAAGCCUCACCCGCCCGUCCUCCAGGGAUACAGCGGCAUCAUUGACCAUAAGCCUCUCAGGAUGCACUGCAGCACCUGCUCUCUGGUGACCAGCUCAGGUCACCUCAUCGGAGGGGGCCGGGGCGAGGAGAUCGACCGGGCCGAGUGCAUCAUACGCAUGAAUGAUGCGCCCACCGCCAGAGGUUACGCCCGAGAUGUCGGCCGCCGCACCUCCCUGCGCGUCAUCGCUCACUCCAGCAUGCAGCGGGUGCUGCGCAGCCGCCAUGAGCUGCUCAACGCCAGCCAAGACACGGUCUUCAUCUUCUGGGGCCCCAGCAACUACAUGAGGCGUGACGGGAAGGGCCUGGUGUACAACAAUCUGAGGCUGAUGAACCAGGUGCUGCCCAAACUCAAAGUCUACAUCAUCUCCUGGCAGAAGAUGCUGCAGUUUGAUGAACUCUUCAAAAAGGAGACUGGAAAGGACAGGAGGAUAUCGAACUCCUGGCUGAGCACGGGCUGGUUCACCAUGACCAUCGCCCUGGAGCUGUGCGAUAGGAUCAAUGUUUACGGCAUGGUGGCUCCCGACUUCUGCAGGGAGCCUCAGCACCAGUCCGUCCCCUACCACUACUACGAGCCGCGCGGCCCGGACGAGUGCGCCAUGUACAUUUCACACGAGCGCGGGAGGCGCGGCAGCCACCACCGCUUCAUCACCGAGAAGCGAGUGUUUGCCGACUGGGCACGGACGUUUGACAUCCACUUCUAUCAGCCGGAGUGGAGCCCCGCGCCUCUGCCCGCCAACCGCACGCUGGAGGCCGUGGAGCCUGCAGGGCCCCAGAAGACGUGACUGUCUGAGGAACGCUCUGGAGGUCGUGGGCAGUUUGCACUGAGGGGACAGCCAACCCUAAACACACAUUACAGAACAUGGCACAGGGGAGGAAAACCGUCCGGAGGAGAACCGAGGCUUGAUUCUGCUGAGGACUUGCAGCUGCAGACCUGAAAGUGUUUUAUGUGAACCAGUUCAGAGCUUUUGUGUUUGUCAAGUGAGGCCUCACACGCAGAGGAAACCUUCUCAAAGCAUGCCAGGGCGCUGCUGUGGACCCUGCAGCUCUUUGUGCAUACAUGAGUUCACCAGAGGGAUCACACACGUUUGGUCUCUCCAUGAGCUUUCCGAUGGAUGACGGAUCCAAGCAGGAAUCACGAAGAGAAAUAUUGUUUUAAAUUUAGCUCAGUAAGUAAGUCGAAACACACUGCAGUGCUGUCACUCAAAUCUGACUGUUCAAAAGUAAAAUGUCUGUCUUCAGGGUUGUUUUUUUUUUUUUUUUUUGCAGUUUGAGAUAAGGUUAGAAGAGAUUCAAUCCACCCGUUUCCCCGCAACCAAACUUCAAUCCACUUCAAAGCAUUUGCAUAAAUUCUAUCCUUUACUUUCAUUUAUUCUGUCUUUGAGAUGUGUGCGCUGUGAGUUCAUGCAAGUCAGGCUUUGCACUGCAGAGCAUCCUGGAUGAUUGACAAGUGUGUAGCAGUCCAUGGGAGGUUUCACGGCGUGUGCACUUCUCUCAGUGCCCUAUGUGUGUCAUAAGACUUUUGUUGGCUCCUGCAAGCGGUUAAUAGAGCGAUUUAUUUAACUACAAGCUGGAUUUCCGUGUAAAAGCACAGCCGUGUCACACAAGACAAGUGGGAGAUGAAGAUUGAGAGCGCCGGAGCUGCCGCUGCAUCCAUUCUGCCGUGUUCAUCUACAGCUGCUUCUCUGUGGCUGAAUCAGCGCGCAGAAGUGCAGGUUUGUAUUUUUUGAGACGGAUGAGAACGUGUCGCUUUCUCCCUCUGGACCAUAAUUGAUGUGGACUCCUCCUCUGGUGUCAGUCAAGAAAAACUAAUGAGACAAACCGUUAUCUUAAUGAUACAUGCUGAUGUCAAGUCCUUAUCCGUUUCUGCCCGCUUCCUUAAAAGCAGAAGUGAUAUGACAGGUGCUGUGGGUUAGAUAUGUGGGUGCUUGCACCAUGACAGCCGGCUUUCCAUCUCCUAUAUGUGGCAAAGACGUUUUUAUUUUCCAGAAGUGACAGCAUUCAGUGUGCAUGACAGGCUGCUGCAACCGACUGUUGCAGAAACUCUAAAAAGGUCAUUCGAAUUUGAAAAAAAUGUAAAAGGUGAGUAAAAACUUGCAUGGUGCAGAUUUUUUUUUCAGCCUUACAUACCCUAUAUCCACUUUUUUUGGCCAAAAGUAUUCACCCACCUAAUCCAGGUGUUUAAAUCACUUCAAUUGGUCAUAUUUGUGUAAAAUAACACGUACACAUGCAGGCUGCUUCUUCGCUGUUUGAGAAAGAACAAAGACUCUCUAGGAGGAGACUGACAGCUUCAGCGUGGACUGAAUCCACUGUCAGAAACACUUUUUGCAUUUGUUUUUCUCCUGGACGUGUGUGACUUUGAUUCCUAUGGAGAAAAACACCGACGUGGACUUCCUGUUCAUACAAAAACAAUGAAGAAACUGUUGUAAACUGUGACUCGCUUUUAUCCUUUGCUGACAGCAGAAACCAUUUUUCCUGAUAAUUCCUGCUCGUUCCAUCCACUAAUGGCAUGAGGUUGUGUCAUGCUAAAAUAAUCGUGGACAACAGGCUGAGCUGCAAGGCCCCGUCAUUCUUCCCAGGAGCUGCAAAUAUAUUCCAAAUGGAGAGCUGGGACAUUUGCUUCUCUUCUUUUGCAGCCGUGGCACUGAAACGUGUUUCUGGCUGAAGGUUAGGCACAUAGAUCAAGGUGACAAAAGGAAAUCAAGAACACCGGAGGCACACCUCACCUCCAUUACAGGGCAGAGGAGUCCUCAGCUGAUCCAUACAACGCCUUUCAUUUGAAUCAAGACAGAUUCAUGCCUCGUCACAAGACUGAAAAUACGGUUAAACUUUAAGAAAAAAUGUUCUCUCCACUAUGUUCCAUAUAAAAAGCUAAAGUGGUAUCUGUGAUUUCUGUCAUUAUUACAAACGCUUGUUGCUCAGUGAUUUGUUUGGGAUUUCAGAAGCAUCUCAGCUUAUUUAACAAAUAUGACUUUACAAUUUAAUUCACUAAACAGAAUUCUACCUAUUGCUAAGUGUAUAAAAUCCCUACUUAAAAAUUAAAUGAAAAAUACUUUGAAAAAGAAAAACCCUAAGCUAGCCCCCAAAGGGAGAUUUGAAUGUAUAUUUUCUAUUAAACCUAUUUGUAUAUUAAAAUAUUAGAGGAAGCUGAAGUAACUUGACCUAUAUUAAUUGAAGGGACAACUUGAAUGAAAGGGUUAAACCGUGCUAGAAGAAAAAAAGGGGGACAACACUUUCCACGUGUCUCAUUGGGAUGUGAACAGAUUUAAACACCGUUUAGAAACUGGAUGGAAAGGAUCCGUAUCAUCUGUGCAGUGUGUUUAGAGAUGGCAUGUCCAAAGUCCUGCGCGUGGGACAAACGCAGCCAAUGUUCAAAGCCCUCAUGCUUCCGUCAUAAAAUCAAUAACAUGCGCCCCCCCAGUACUUUCUAAAAGCUGUGACUAUCGUUUCUUUAUUGUGUUUGUCCACUAGGCCGUGUCCGUUGUCUAUUCUGCUGAAAAUGAUUAAAAUGGUUCAAAGAGUGCCCUCAUCCAUUUUUACCUCAUAGAAUUAGCAAAAAGUCUGACUCCCCCUGGCUCACAGCAACACGUUGGAAGAAGGAACUUCCAAGAGCUUUCACACUUACCUUUUGCUAUUGGAAGGAACAAACCCUGACAUGAACCAAACCUGCCAUGUGAAUGCGCCCUAACUUAGUUCAUGUGCCCAUUAGGAGACUGUCUGGUCUUUUUGGCCAUUUUUUUUCCCUACAAAUUCCCUCAACCGAUCUUUAGAGUGUUGCGGUCAAAGCUCCUAUUGAUUGCAGCAUCAUACCUGGGUUGCAAGUAAACCGAGCACAGCUGUUUUGGGUCACAGACGCUCACACCACAGGAGCAUGUUUCACAUUACACUUAAUCACCAGAGACAGGGACACGAGUUUCCCUCAUAUACUGCAGCAGCAGGGUUUGACCUGCUCCUGACUUCAUCCUCCAGAAGAGGUGAGUCGAUAAGCUCUUUCUUUUUUAAGUUGACCCAAGUAAGGAAGGUUUGGCCUCAUUUGAAUAAAAGGAAUCACAUUUGUAUUUGCAUUCUGAGGGGUAAGGUAGCACUAAAGUUCAGGGAUUAUGUUGCAUCCCAGAUCUGAAGGGGCUGUGGGAUAGAACAUCAUGAAUCCACAGUCAGCUGUUAAACAAGGAAGAAAACCAUCAUUUGCACAGAUAAUCCAGUGAACCCGGUACAUUUACAUAAAUUAUACUGCAGAAAACGGAAACUUUACAGUCACCUUGGCAGAACCCGGGUAAAGUGUAUCAUACCAUGGUCCAGGUGAAUACUCAAUUCUGAUUGGCUGCUGGCUGUGGAUAAAAAAGUGAUUAUUUACACUUAAAAAUAAAGAGGAAUUUCGUAACCUGAAUCUUCUGUAUCACUGCUCUGGCUUCUGUCAAACAACCUUUAGCUUCAUCAUCUGGACAAAAACAAGCGGUAAGAGGUGAACUUUCUCUCUGAACUGAUGCUUUAUCAUGACCAGCUGCCAACGCUGGCUGGCCGGCAGACGGCAGAGCGGUGGCAGCAGGGAAGUGGGGAUCCCUCCUUCUUUUUUUUGUUCCAUCAUUCUCUUAUUAUCUCUGUUUACAUUUUUUUUUUAAUGAACAUGGACGUUUUCCCACCUGAUGUGAAGGAUGUCUGCUGCUCAUUUUUGCAGCACUUCCGGGUCCGGAGCAUUGAUUAGUCGACCAGCUGUUAUCGCCUGGCAACCAAACACGCGUCAGAACAUCACUGUUAUUAUUUUAUUCAACAGAGUUAAGGUAUCAGGAUACUUUCCCAGCCAGAGCAUCAAUAAUAUUCUAAAGGCUUCGAUCCUGUUUUAGCUUCAUAAAUGAGACUCAAAGCACAUGCUCACUCAGUUGAAUCCAUGUUUCUGGAGUCGAUGUGUGAUGUGUGCCUGUGACCCCUGGAUGAAUUUUAGACAUUGAGUUAACAUGGUCCGUAUUUAAGACAAAGACAAAUUGUCUUGUCUUUUUUUUUUAUUUUGCCAAGAGUAGUAAUUUAAGCACAAUUUUGUUUUUUUGCUUACGUUUCUUAUUGACAGUUAUCUUACCCCAUUUGUAACAAGUGGAUGCAAAACACAUCCAUGCAAAGAAAAGUCAUUCUGCUUGCAAAUACUAACUUUGAACUUGUUUCUGGUAGAAAACAGUCCAUGUUCAGGUUAUGAAUAGGAAGUUUGAAAGGGUGUGCACGUACAUUUACAUGGUCUCAGAGGGUUCAGAGCUAACUAUGGUUACUCUAUUGAUUAUUAGCAUGAUUAUCGAUGACAAACACAACAGCCACAGAAAUGAGCUGCUGGAAGCAUUCAGCCAUCCGUUGUUUCCACUGGGAUGUGUUUUGGUUCCGGGCUCUCAGUACCUGUUUUUUGUUGUGUUUGUCUGGAGUAGACUCUGCCCUGGAGUCAGACUCUGUGGUGGUUCAUGGACCUGUGUUUGCUGCAAAUCAGAGUAAAGCUGCAGAACUCCAUUCUCCUCUCGUUUGUGUCUUUCUGCACACUGGCUCUCUGUGUUAGCCGAAGCUAACAAUAAACCCUCCAGUUUCCCUUCAGACCUGAGGCUGUGGCCCAACCAAAUAACACAUUAAUAGAACACGUCGUUACACUGGACACCAACAUCUUCACUUAUUUUCUCGUUUGUUUUCAUAAUCCUGUUUUUUUUUUCCUUCUUCUUCUUCUUCUCACAACGGUGCCAGGAAAAUACCAUCCCCGAUGAUCCAGCUGAUCUUCUUUUUAUUUGUAGUGUCUCUUUUGUUGCAACAUUUUUUUUCAGCAGUUUAUUUUAUUUGCAGCAGCGUUUCAUUUUUUUGUUUGCCCAGUUACAUUCUUUUUUUGCAGCGAUGGCCUAACAAUAACCCACAGCAACAGAAACUUUAAUAACAUCAAUUGGUUUAUUAUAGUUGAGUCAGAAGUUUUUAGUUUUUCUUUUUAUCUACAAGAUCCAUUAUCUUAAAGAAAAUGUGUCAAUGUUAGAGGAUGUUGACAUUUAACAUUGACAUGUUGACAGUUUAUAUUCAUGGAAAUAUAUAAGAUUGAUUUUCUAUUUAUAAUCACACCUUGUCGUUCAUAAUUAUGUUAUUUGUUUCUUUUAUUUUAUAUGUUAUAUAUACAUAGGAAGAACGAGUUAGCCCUUCAUACAUUUAUUUAAAUACAUUCUCUGAAAAACUGCCAGUAUUGAACGGAAAAUUGCUUUUUAUUCAAAAAGCUUAAAGAAAAAAAAACAUCUUUUAAUUCAAAUGGAGAGAUGUGAUGAUUGCAGCUCUGCUAGUCGCUGAGUUUUUCCAACAUUUAAUUUUUUAUCCACUCAUUUAAAAGAAAGGUCACUGCUUGUUUAGACUGAACUGUUUUAAGGAUUGUUAGGAACCAAGGAGAAAGGCCGGAGGACAUGGGGGUAUUUAUUCAAAACUAAAGUGGCUUUUAUUUACCUCCCAAAAUGCAAAUAGAAGCACAACUGAAGGUAAAAACCAAAAUAAAAUAAAAAGAUAAAUAGACCAAAACAACAUAACUGGACUGAAAAUAGGAACAAACGAAGAAACUAACUGACCGAACACACACAUAUAGAAACACAAAAGGUUUAUUUAGGGUCUGAUCCCCUAAAUAAAUGACAAAGCAAGCCUCCCCCGGUCUCUAAAUGACAGCUCAUAGUGUUGUAAUGUGCACAUUCCACCCAACAUAUGAUUAAAUACAAGAAGUACAUGUUCUAAACCAAGGCUGUGUUGAUUAAUGUUAUUAAAAUGAAUUAUUGAAACGUUUGAUGGUGGGAUCCGUCACUAUAAGCAAUCUGUAAAUAUGAGUGUUUGGUUGAAUUCCUCUUCAGCCUGAACUUCUUAAUAAAAUCGUUUCUGUUGGACAAACA